Molecule: messenger RNA, 1251 nt
Organism: Penicillium malachiteum
Lineage: Eukaryota; Fungi; Ascomycota; Eurotiomycetes; Eurotiales; Aspergillaceae
Exons: 1
Coding region: 1-1251 (416 amino acids)
Cellular component (GO): cytoplasm; nucleus
Molecular function (GO): protein binding
Source: RefSeq, a predicted model, not a curated record
AUGACCGAGCCACUACAAACAUAUACCAACCGCUGUGGGCUCUCUCUGAUUCAUCGAACUUGCUCUGCCGGGGAACAGGACAUGGUAGAAUGGUUGAUAAACCAUAAGCCACCACUGGGUUCGUUACACGAUCGAGAUCCCACUGACAUAGGCUGGACACCUUUAUUAUACGCUGCUGAGGCGCUGGGAAUGGCAGGUGGUCUUAUCUUAGAUGCCGAUGUUGGAGAGGCUCCUGCUAUUGCUAGAAAGAAAGCAAGUAAGAAUCGAGAGCGUCUUGAGAGUUUUAUCCAUUGGCUACUUGACAAUGGUUGCUCAAUCGCCGAGUCCAAUACCUUUGAGAGAAAUCACGACGAUGGUCUACAAGGAAAAUCAGACGAUGCGUUAAGAAGGGAGUUUACAGUUCUAGGCCAGGCGAUUCCUUAUGCCAGCUACGGAAUGGUCUCACGUCUUAUUACUAAGGAAAGUGAUGUUCACACUCCUCAGACUUGGUCUAGCCAGAACACAGGUAUUGAACUUGGGCAAAAUGUGACACCGCUGCAUAUUGCAUCCUUGUUCUGGAAUUUAGACGGCAUACAAGCGCUUAUAGAUCACUGUGGUGAUGUUGGGCUAGAAUUUAUGGCUUCUAAAGCUGAUGAUGAUGGCCGACUUCCACUCCACUGGGCUGUUACUUGUAUCAGGGAAAAUCGUGAAGAAAAGGAUAAUUUGGAUGAGAUUAUCUCACAUAUGACAAGCACUAUGAGAAUUUUGCUUGACGCAAAUCCAGACACAAUCAACACACGAGACCAUCACGGCUCUACAGUUUUCCACUAUGCGGCCCGCCUGAACCUUAUGGGACAUGAGGUUCUUUCUCAAGCUAUUCAAAAGCUUCUAGAUGCCCACCCAUCUCUUGAUACCUUAAAGGUCCGAAAUAAUCGAGGCGCAACAGCUGUUGGGGAUAUGUUACAGCCUUUUACAUCCCCUGCUGGCACUCUAGAACAGAUAAUGGGCCCGAUUUUGACACUCCUGGCGAAUGGGGCUGAUGCACACCUAUGCGACAAUAAGGGACGUAAUGUUCUCCAUAGGCUUUGCAUGUCUACCUGGAAACAACCCCUUACGGCUGAUAUACUAGGCCGCCUUCUUGAAUUUGUGGAUAUCAAUGAUACUGAUGUCAACGGCUAUACUGCGCUGGACUAUCUAGUGAGCAAGCCAAAUCGUAUUGACGCUGCUCAUUACCUUAGAACACGGGCUGCCGAUGCUACGGGAAGUUACUAG